AGUUUCUACAUUCCACCCUUCUUUAGCCUACACUCUAUGAAUAUCAUCUUAUGUUUGACUAUUCCACAUAUUGACUUGUUAACUUUCCUUGGUCUUUCCUAUAAAAAUCAACUUGCAUUACUAAAAAUUCAAGUAGAAACAUGCUCAUUAUCUCAUACUUUUCCUAACCAAUCCCCUAAAUUUCUUGCAAAAGGUAGUGAGAGAUAAGAUAGAGAAACACUUAUAGGAGGAAAACAAAAAGUCUCUUCUUUCCACUUCCAAACAACAACCCCCAUUUCCAGAUUCACUCACAACUUUCUACUCAUCAUAAGCUCAUUAACAAUGGCCAUCAAAAAUCCCACUAUUCAACUUUGAAAUUUCCCCUGUUUUCCAACCCAUAAGCUCAAGAAUAAUGAUAAUCCAAAAACUCACAAUUUAACCUUUUUCCAUAUUCAAAUUUUUGUUAACUAAACCCUUGUUUUCCUCUGUUUUUUUCAAUACUACCCAUUUCUAGAUUUACUUUAACAAAUUUCAAUACUACCCAUUUUUCACUUCAGAUUUUAUCAAUUUUCAGUCUCAAAUACAAUUGCCCCCAAAAACAACACUUAUUUUUUCAAUUUACAGGCAAAAAUGGACCCACCAACAUCAACGACACCAAGAAGAGAGAGUCAGAUCCAAGGUCCAAGACCAAGCCCACUUCGAAUAAACAAAGAAUCUCACAAAAUUACAAAAAAACCCCCAAUUGCACCAAAAAACCCUAAUCAAUCUCAAUUACAGCACACCACAAAUCAACCCAUAAUAAUUUACUCAGUUUCCCCAAAACCCAUUUUCGUAGAAGCCUCAAAUUUCCGAUCAAUCGUUCAACAUCUCACCGGCAAAGAUUCAACAGCAUCAGAAUCAAGCUUUCCCGGGGAAGUUCCGGUUUCUCCUGCAGCAAGAUUUGCAUCAAUUGAAAGGACAAGUCCAGGAACUAGAGAUAGAAGAGAGAAUUUAUUAAUAGGUGAUGAUUUUCUCGAUAUGGUGAUGAUUGGAGAAGGAUCACAGAGAAAGAAUGAAGAAAUCGAUAAUUUUGUAGAUAUGAGUCAUAUACCUGGGAUUUUAUCGCCGGCGCCAGCAAAUUUACCGACGGUUUCAUCAACAAUGUUUUCUCCGGCGACGGAAAAUCAAUUCGGGUUUGGGUUAGGUGAAUUGAUGAUGAGUCCGUUUUAUUCAAGUUUUUUGCCAAGUCCAUCUGCUUUGUUUUCAUCAAAUCCAAUUGUUUCUCCCUCGCCUUCUUCAUUUGGUGAUCUAUUCAACAACUUUGACUCUCAAUUUUGAUUUAUUUUUUUUUUUUUUAUUUCUUGCUAGAUCUUGAAUUUUUUAUUUUUUGGUGGGAGGUUGAAAAAUCGAUUUGUAUAAUGUGUACUAGUAUUUGGUGGUGUAAAUUAGUCGUACAGGAGACAAAAAAAAUUUUAGAUGGGUUAAAUAAUGGGCCCACAAGUUUAUUAAAUUUUGUUUUACCUUUUGGGUUAGAUUAUUACUAGUAUUAGAUGGAUUUGUAUAUUGUAAUUUUCACUAUUGAUAAUUUGAUGGUUCAUGGUAGUAUAUACUCCCUAUAAUUUAGCACUAAUAUUUUAUUUACUUUUUGGACAUUAUUUAUCUCUUAUCCUUAAUUUGUAUUUUAUUAUUAAUAUAUAAGUUAAAACAUAGUCAUUUGGGAUA
Amaranthus tricolor (Joseph's coat) is the source of this 1680-nucleotide messenger RNA. RefSeq names its product protein MKS1-like. The transcript has a single exon. Gene Ontology annotation, cellular component: nucleus. The record is from RefSeq and is a predicted model, not a curated record. NCBI's taxonomy places the organism in Eukaryota, Viridiplantae, Streptophyta, Magnoliopsida, Caryophyllales, Amaranthaceae. Bases 610 to 1296 code for a protein of 228 amino acids.